UACUAAUUAUUCCGUUCGAUGGUAUGUUGGUGUGUCCCCAGAAGCGCCAUGUAUGAGAGAUCCGCCACACGUCUUAAGGUCACAUGGUUUUCAAGAAAAAUAAUAAAAUAUCAAGCAUAAAUCAACGUAAAAGUACUAAUCGAUCUGUUCCUGGGAGCUUCGGCCGUCUUCAGUACCUACAGAAUUUGGUUAGCGAAUAUCAGCAAACUGAAAUAACGGAACACAAGGAACAGAUUUUAGCCAAUCUUGCUAAUUUCUGCUACGACUCUCGGAACGGCCCACAACUUCGUCAAUUGCGCGUCAUUGAUCUCUUUUUCGACUGUAUCUUAGAACCAUCAAGUGCGUGGUUCAAAGCUGCCUUCCAAUCCGGAUCAAAUUUGAAAGUUGAUGAAGGCGAAGCUCGUCUAGUUGAAUUUGCUCUUGGAGGUUUAUCUAAUCUUUCGGCUUCAUCACCUCUAAAUCGUCAAGAAAUUCUCAAUCACAUACAUUUACCGUGUAUUGUAGCUUGUACUACAUCUCCAGACUCCACAGUUGUUGUACAUUCGCUGACUAUUAUCAUACAUUUGUUUACUCGUUGUCCGAAUUCAGAAGAUUUUAUUUCUUUGGGUACUAAGUUUCCUGCUAUCAUCCAAAUAGCUCGUCAGUACUGUGAGUCACGUAAUCGGCAGACAGACAUUGAUCCUCGAAUUCCAAUUUUAUCACAAAUACUACUGGAAGACUGUUGUAAUUGCAGUUCUUCUCAUUAAAACUUUGUUGUUUCAUCCAAAUGUCCUUCGUAAAGAAAUUUCGAUGCUUACGAAUCACAUUAUUUCUUAAUACUCAUCGAUCCCUAUCUCUCUGCUCACCUACAACGUUUUCAGUACAUUCUUAUUGUCAGCUGCCUUUAACUACUUUGCCCGAAAUUCGUAAGAGAAAUUUAAAUGAGAAAGUACUAUCCACCUGUUCUCAAAUUAAGAGUGGUAAACUUGAUCUGAAUCCACAGUCUGAAUCACUACCAUAUCAGUUACCUGGUUCAUUAACUGAUCAAACAGAUACAAGUACUGUUGAUGUAGAAUGUAAAAAACACUUUUGCACAGCUGAAAAAUCCCAAUCACUUGGAAGCACUUCAAUUAAUAAAUGGGUUUCUAGUCCUCUAGUAACAUCGUCAUCAUCAUUCUCACCAUCAACACCAUGCCCAACUACGGUGGACCUGGUUUUAACUCAACCACCUGCUGUCCUACUUUUCAAACAUUAUGCAUCAAUUGCUGCAGGUCUUUCAAAGGCUCGUCUUACAGGUUUAGUUGUUUCAACUGCUUUAGUCGGUUGUGGCUUAGCAGCAUCUACUAGUAUGGUAUCACCUGAAUUCCUAGAAAAUUGUUAUUCGACUACAAUUUGUUUAGCUCUUGGAACUACACUAACCAGUUCUGCUGCAAAUUCAAUCAAUCAAAUUAUCGAAAUUCCUUACGACAGCCAAAUGACUCGUACACGAAACCGUGUACUCGUUCGUGGUUUAACUACACCCGGCAGAGCAGCUCUUUUUGCACUGGCUUGUACUGGAUCUGGACUAUCACUGCUCUAUUUCGGUGUAAACCCUCUUGUUACUUCAUUGGCUGCUGUAAAUAUGUUAUUGUAUACAUGUAUAUAUACACCAAUGAAACAGAUUAGUCAGGUUAAUACAUGGGUUGGAGCUUGGGUUGGUGCUAUACCUCCAUUGAUGGGUUGGGCUGCAGCUACUGGACAAUUACAGUGUGGUUCAAUAAUCCUAGCAUGUUUGUUAUAUGUGUGGCAAUUUCCACACUUUAUGGCACUCAGCUGGAAUAUGCGUAGCGAAUAUUCCAAAGCUGGUUACGCAAUGACAUCUAUCAUCAAUCCGGAUUUAUGCAAGCGAGUUGCUUUACGUUAUUCAAUAGCAUCAAGUUUAGUUUGUUUAGCUGGUGCUGGUUGCAGUGCUCUAAGUUUAGGACCAUGGGCUGGUUGUGCAUUAGGCAUUGGUUCAUUGCCAGCUAAUAUAGGCUUGAUUUAUUAUGCAUGGAAAUUCGCCAAAUCCAAUUCAAAUGUAGCUGAUGGAAGUUCUGCUGCUGCAAGACGUUUAUUUCGAGCAACAUUAUUUCAUCUACCUGUAGUUAUGAUUACUGUGUUAUUGGGUUCUUAUUGUUCUAUCAAUUCUGGGCAUAUGUAGUGAUAUAUCUGUAGGCGAUUGGAUUAAGUUUAUUAAUGUAUGUACCUAGAUAUUUUAUAACAUAUUAUCGUUUUCGCUUCUUAGUACAUUACCUUUAAUCAGUCUCGUUUUUGUAUCUCCAAUUCUCUGAAUGUACAUGGAGUUUUCUUCACAUUAGUUGUAUUAGUAAUUUUUCCCAACAACAGAAUUGUUUAUACUGAAUGAGUAUUUGAUUAUUUAUUUUACUGUAGAGGGUUUUUGGAAAUCGUUAAAUUUUGUAGUUAACAUUACGGAUUGUCCUCAGUUAGAUAAUUAUUAAAAAUCAGAAAAGUCUGGACAUUUGUUUCAUCCUAGUAUGAAAGUACCCACCAUUGUACAUCCAAGACCUCGCCGUUUGUCGGACCUAGGAGCUCCAGGUUUUGCGGCGAGUGAUUAACUUUUAGAUUGCUAGGGCGGAAUAUAAUUAUUUAUAUUUCCAACUGUAAUUAGUUCACGAUAUUGUGCAACCAACUUCUAAUUUCACUGGUGGGUAAUCGAUUCGCAUAAAUGUCUGGGCUGCACGGAUUAUGGCUUCUCAUGUGCUGAUUAUUGAGACAUUUUCAGAGGAGAUUUUCGAACUGACAGUGAGAAGCCGUAACCAGUAGAACUAAACAUCUUAUUGCACAAUGAUUCCAAAGCCAAUAGAUCCGGUGGUCAAGAAUAACAAGAUGUGAAUACUUAUUUAGAUUACAGGUUUAUGUGCCGUAGUGUAUAAAAUUUAAACUGAACCACCGCAAGAGACGCGAGCACCGCGUACUAAAUGUGGUCCGGUGUGGAUGCUUGACCGAGCACUUUCAACUAGAGGUGAAUCUAGUAAAAUUAAUAAGGUCAAUGUUGCUGAAGAAGGUAUUUAAGGAUUUAUUUACCUUUAUAAAUACUUAAAAAUUAUGAGAUUAUGAUGGGCACAAAAAUAAAUGAUCUAUCUCACAGUAAUUGCUGCAAUGGACGAUUCAGAACAAUAUGAAGACUUGACUUAUCAAAAACAUUCACUGACAUAUUACUAAGAGAUGAAAUCGAAAGGAGAAGAAAGUGCGUGUAUAAUAUGACAGAUAUUACGUGACAAAAAGUGGGACGAACUCACGGGAAAAGAAGCGGGAUUGUGCACUAAA
Molecule: messenger RNA, 3285 nt
Organism: Schistosoma haematobium
Lineage: Eukaryota; Metazoa; Platyhelminthes; Trematoda; Strigeidida; Schistosomatidae
Gene: COX10
Product: Protoheme IX farnesyltransferase, mitochondrial
Exons: 8
Coding region: 767-2158 (463 amino acids)
Biological process (GO): heme biosynthetic process
Cellular component (GO): mitochondrion; membrane
Molecular function (GO): protoheme IX farnesyltransferase activity
Source: RefSeq, a predicted model, not a curated record